AUGAAGGGAUUGAAUCAAUUCAUCCUAGACUUGAGAAAUUCCAAGGAUCUCUCUGAAGAAGACAAAAGAAUAAACCUCGAAAUCAACAAUAUCCAUUCGAAAUUCAACACAAACUUGAAUGGAUAUCAGAAGAAAAAGUACAUUUGUAAGCUCAUAUACAUCUACUUAUUGGGAUACUCGGAUGUGGCCGAUUUGGGAAUCAAAGAAUCAUAUCAAUUGUUGAACUCGCCAACAUUCACUGAAAAACAGCUUGGAUACUUAUCGAUCGCGAUUCUAGACGGAUAUGAUAAACACAAAUACGCAAGCAAGAAGGAGUACUUGAACACACUUUUGGAUUCAAUUCACUCAAACCUUGUCAAAGACUUGAAGUCCAACGAUGAAGACAUUAAUUGUUUGGCUAUCCAAUUUAUUGCAUCGAAUUUCAACAUAAAUGAUACCAGUAAAGGUUCAAACAUGGUCAAGAUCGUAGAGUCUGACGAAAGUGCACCACAGUGGCUUGAACUUAUAGAUAUUUUGUACUCGUACUGUACUUCCCCCAUCAAGAACAGUCUCAUCAAGAAAAAAUCGUCACUAACUUUAUUAACAUUACUAAAGAUUUAUCCAGAUGUCAUCAUCUCAAAUAAUAACUGGAUUCCAAGACUAUUGCAGCUCAUUGACAGUGAUGACUUGGGAGUUGUAAUUUCGUGCAUUCCACUUAUCCAAUACACCAUGAACUUUAAACCUCAGAUUGUCAAAUCCAUCAUUCCUCUGGUUUCUAGUAGAUUGGUGACUUUUAUCAUUGAUGAAGAUUGUCAUGCAACUUACUAUUAUUACAAAUCUCCAGCACCUUGGCUUAUUGUUAAAUUGUUUCAAUUGGUCGAACAAUUCUUCUUGCUCGAUUCUCCAGACGGGACACCUGCACUUUCAGUCUCGGAAAUUGAUGAACAUACACUUAACAAUUUAAGAAGAGUCAUUGCACAGUCUAUUCAAAAUGCAUCCAAACCAAUAAGUGGGUUGCCUAAUAGAAAUUCUCAAAGUUCUAUUCUAUUCCAGGCUGUCUCUUUAGCAGUAUUUUUGAAUGCAUCUAAGGAAGCUAUUAAUGGAGCUAUCAAUGCUCUAAUGUUAUUGUUAGACUCUCCAGAUACUAACACUAGGUAUCUCUCCUUGGAUGCUCUUAUAAAAUUGACGGCAAGACUGAACGCGAAUUACUUAUCGUCCAUGAAUCUCAAUAAAUUUGAUGAGAACCUACCAAAGAUUUUCAACUUGUUGUAUGAUAAGGAUAUUUCGGUAAAAAGGAAAUCUUUGGAUUUGAUUUAUACUAUUUGCAAUUCAGAGACAUACAACAUAGUUAUCACUCAAUUGUUGGAGUUCUUCCCUUUUGCUGAUUUCUCCUUGAAGUCUGAUUUGGCAAUCAAAAUUGCUAUCCUUGCAGAGAAGUUUGCGAAUGAUUCUACAUGGUACGUUACAACUAUGCUUAAAUUACUUUCCAUAGGGGGAGGUUCGAACUCCAGUGGAAUUGGUUAUAUUAGUAACGAAGUUUGGGAGAGAAUUGUUCAAAUUGUGGUCAACAAUCAAGAUUUGCAAGCAAAAACUUGUAAAUUGGUAAUAAACUUGUUGAGAAACCCGGCUGCUCCCGAAAAUGUCAAAGGUAGACCUCAACCCGUAAUUGGCCUUUCAGAAAAUUUGGUGAAAGUUGCAGCGUUUGUAUUAGGUGAGUAUGGCUCUGAGAUUAAGGAAACACCUGAAUAUUCGAUUGAAGCGCAAUUCAGAGUUUUGUAUGAAUCAUAUUUCAAGGUUUCUUUGCUUACUAGAGCAAUGCUUUUGACAACUUUUUUGAAGCUUCUGUUAAAGUUUAGAGAAGAAGUAUUUGUUCCAGACGUUGUUGAUUUGUUUGAUAUUGAAUCACAAUCUAUCGAUUUGGAAAUUCAAACUAGAUCUACGGAAUACUUCAAAUUGCUCACAACUCAAAUCAACCAGAAAUUUACCAACCAACUUAUAAAGCCUUUCCCCGUAUUUGUCAACACGGAGAGUCCCUUAAUGAAUAGGAUUGGAAGCAUUAACCAUAUAGUGGGGAGAAAUAGGUCCAGCUCUCUCGUGGCUGCUCAAAACAUAACAAAAUCUAGCAAUAAAGGCUUGAAAUCAACUUCGACAAUUGCAUUACCAAUCACGCAGGAGAACGAUAAUGAUGAAUUGGCUGAAAAUCCUCAAGAGGAUAAUCCUUUCGCAGAAAGACCAACAGCACUUACUCCAAACUGGUAUUCUGGAUAUCAUAGAAUGUUGCAUUAUGAUGCUGGUAUCUUUUUCGAAAACCAACUUAUUAAGCUCACAUAUAGGAUCAUGAAGGAUAAGAACAAUAUCACAAUAAAGUUUGUCAUCAUCAAUAACUCAGCUAAGACUGCUGGCACAGAUAUCACUGGGUUCACAGUAUUGAAUCUUGAGAGCUUUUCAGGUAAGGAAGAUCCAAGCUACAUUCUUAAUUUGAGGCAAUUACCUGAAGCAACAAUUCAUGAUAAGUCCGCCAUUGAUAUCGAUGUGAAAGUGAGAGAUGUUGUGGAAAACCAUCAAAGUCCAAUCCUUUCGAUCAAGUUUAUGUGUGGUGGUUCGUUUAACCAACUCAAUCUUAAGUUCCCGGUAUCUUUAAUGAAGACCUUAUCAUCUACGUCUUUGAGCAAUUUGGAAGACUUCAAGAAGAGAUGGUUGCAGAUUGGCGAACUCUUAGGAAAAGAGGGCGAGCACCACGUGAAGAUAGAUUUGAGCCACAGGCACAACUCAUCCAAUAUAGUUAGACUUCUCUCAAGAUUGGGCUUCUCGGUGGUCCAUGCUACACCUGACAAUAGUGAGAACGGCAUAUUGGUAAUGGGUGGGGGUAUACUCCACACCCAGAAAUCCAACUAUGGUCUCUUGGCUACUAUCAAGAGUGUGGACAAUAUUGGAAGGGAGUUCGAAAUAGUGGUGAGAUGUACUGGAGGAGGAAUAGCAGAAGUCAUAGCUAUGAAUUUGAAGGAGAUAUUCGAAGGUUAA
This is a messenger RNA of Suhomyces tanzawaensis NRRL Y-17324, 3000 nucleotides long. RefSeq lists its product as uncharacterized. The record is from RefSeq and is a predicted model, not a curated record. The transcript has a single exon. Gene Ontology annotation, cellular component: AP-2 adaptor complex; membrane coat. Gene Ontology annotation, molecular function: clathrin-cargo adaptor activity. The coding region runs from base 1 to 3000 and encodes 999 amino acids. Gene Ontology annotation, biological process: clathrin-dependent endocytosis; intracellular protein transport. Lineage: Eukaryota; Fungi; Ascomycota; Pichiomycetes; Serinales; Debaryomycetaceae.